Molecule: messenger RNA, 1154 nt
Organism: Nezara viridula (southern green stink bug)
Lineage: Eukaryota; Metazoa; Arthropoda; Insecta; Hemiptera; Pentatomidae
Source: the annotation of a GenBank genome assembly
AAGGUACGUAAGGUUACUGUUGAUUUCAUCACUGUGGGAAAUAUAUAUUUUCAGUUUUACAUUAUAAGGACUAAUAAUCAAAUGUCGGCGAGAUUACCAUCAUUCUUGAGGCUUUGUAAAUAUGCAGUUGAUAGCCGAGGAUCUUUUUCAAAAACUUUAUGCAGGGGUUAUCACAUUAAGCGUUAUGAGCGACCUGAUCAUAUUUCGGUUCCUAAUAGUAGGGUCUUAAAUUUUUCAUCUGUGGCUGAAGAUAAAAAACCUUCCGAAAGUCCAAAGAUUGAUGAAAAAGAAACCCCUCUGGAAGAAACUAAUCAAUUGCAUGAACUGACCAAAACCAUUGAAGAAAUUACAAAGCACCGUGAUGAGUUGAAUGAUAAAUAUAAGAGGGCUUUAGCCGAUGGUGAAAAUUUAAGGAAGAGGCUUAUGAAGCAAAUUGAUGAAGCUAAGAUUUAUGGCAUUCAAAGUUUCUGUAAAGAUUUAUUAGAGGUUGCUGAUGUGCUUGGAAAGGCUACCGAAAGUGUUCCCAAAGAUGAGGUUAAUGAUAAAAAUCCACAUUUGAAGAGUCUCUACGAAGGUCUCAUAAUGACCGAGGCUCAACUUCAAAAGGUAUUUAAAAGGCAUGGUCUAGUUCCUCUUAUUCCAUUAAAUGAAAAAUUUGAUCCUAAUCUCCAUGAAGCACUGUUUCAACAGGAGGUUGAAGGGAAAGCUGCUGGAACAGUAAUUGUCGUUUCUAAAACAGGUUACAAGUUGCAUGAGAGAGUAGUGAGACCUGCAUUAGUUGGAGUUGCAAAAGGGUAGCAAUAAAUUAGGUCCAUUGCUUUUGUAUUUUUUCUUUUUUUACUUUAUGAAGUUAUUUUUCAACUUCUGAAAUUUAAAUCUGUUUUGUAUUUAUAUAUUUUUUUUAAAUGGUAUAUAUAUGUUUAUUUAAUAUAUAUAUAUGUAUAUGUAAAUGUAUAAAACAUAUAGGCUCUUUUGCUAGCUAGGUUUAGGGAUGAAUUAAGUCAUUCCAAAUAAAUACUUCUAUCAUCACCAAAAUAUUUAGUAUUAUUUUAAAUUGAGACCUUAAGAAAUAAUACCUAAAAUCUGUAUUAUAAAAUUUAUAUUUUUUUGGAAUCUUAUCAGUAGUGGAAGUAGAAAUAAAAAAAUUAUUUGUC